This is a messenger RNA of Lactuca saligna, 432 nucleotides long. NCBI's taxonomy places the organism in Eukaryota, Viridiplantae, Streptophyta, Magnoliopsida, Asterales, Asteraceae. The record is from the annotation of a GenBank genome assembly.
AUGCUAUCCACCACCAGUCCAACACCAACAACCGCCACACAAACCGCCGGAGUCAUGCAAAGCUCCAUAUCCGUCACUCAACAACCAUUACCUGUUUUUCGGCAGCCACCAAGGGUUCAUCUACCACAUUACCCUCCAAAUUACAUCCCAUACGGUCCAUAUUUCUCCCCAUUUUAUGUCCCUCCACCACCUGCUAUCCAUCAGUUUUUAAGCAACGAGACAUUCCCACAACAACCACAACAAGGCGGCGGAGGCAUGUAUCUAGCAUCACCACCACCAAUGGCUACCACCUCUAAUUCUAAAUACCCACUUCCACAAUAUAAGCCAGGAAGCAAUACAGGGAAUAUUGGAAUGGUGGGAAGCUAUGGACCGUAUGCUUCAGCUGCCCCUGCUGGUUAUAACCAAGUAAUUGAUUUAACUUUUACAUUAUGA